Molecule: messenger RNA, 1947 nt
Organism: Euleptes europaea (tarantolino)
Lineage: Eukaryota; Metazoa; Chordata; Lepidosauria; Squamata; Sphaerodactylidae
Gene: LIN9
Product: lin-9 DREAM MuvB core complex component
Exons: 15
Coding region: 1-1680 (559 amino acids)
Biological process (GO): regulation of cell cycle; regulation of transcription by RNA polymerase II; DNA-templated transcription
Cellular component (GO): transcription repressor complex; nucleoplasm
Molecular function (GO): DNA binding
Source: RefSeq, a predicted model, not a curated record
AUGCACCGCGGCAGGCAGCCUUUGAAAAAGCGGCGCGGCUCCUUCAAGAUGGCGGAGUUGGAUCAGCUGCCUGACGAGAGUUCAUCAGCAAAAGCCCUGGUGAGCUUGAAAGAGGGAAGCUUAUCCAACACAUGGAAUGAAAAGUUCACUUCUCUGCAGAAAACGCCUAUUUGGAAAGGCAAGAAUGCAGGAGCUGCAGUAGAAAUGCCAUUCAGAAGUUCAAAGCGAAGCCGUUCCUUUUGUGAAGAAGAAGAAAGACAAAUAAGUACAAGAUCACCUAAAAGAAAUCAGAGGGUUGCAAUGGUUCCACAGAAGUUUACUGCAUCGAUGCCAACCCCAGACAAAAAAGCAUCACAGAAGAUUGGUUUGCGGCUGCGUAAUUUACUCAAACUUCCAAAAGCUCACAAAUGGUGUAUAUAUGAAUGGUUCUACUCCAAUAUAGAUAAGCCACUGUUUGAAGGUGAUAAUGAUUUCUGUGUUUGCCUGAAAGAAUCGUUUCCCAAUCUGAAAACCAGAAAAUUAACAAGAGUAGAAUGGGGGAAAAUCAGACGAUUAAUGGGGAAACCACGAAGAUGUUCUUCUGCAUUCUUUGAAGAGGAAAGAGCUGCAUUAAAACAGAAACGGCAGAAAAUUAGACUUCUGCAGCAACGGAAGGUGGCAGACAUAUCCCAGUAUAAAGAUCUUCCUGAAGAAAUCCCACUGCCACUAGUUAUAGGAACAAAAGUUACAGCGAGGUUACGUGGGGCCCAUGAUGGACUCUUCACUGGACAAAUAGAUGCUGUUGACACUCUUAAUGCUACUUACAGAGUAACGUUUGAGAGGGCAGGGCUCGGAACUCACACAAUCCCAGAUUAUGAAGUCCUUAGUAAUGAACCUCAUGAAACCAUGCCAAUUGCUGCCUUUGGACAAAAACAGCGGCCUUCUAGAUAUUUCAUGACUCCUCCUCGACUACAUUAUACACCUUCCCUUCAGUCACCAAUUACGGACAGCGAUCCUUUAUUAGGACAGUCUUCUUGGAAAAACAAAAUUUCAGGCUCAGAUAGCGAGACUUUAGGUGGUUUUCCAGUAGAAUUCCUUAUCCAAGUGACGAGAUUAUCAAAAAUCCUUAUGAUUAAAAAGGAACACAUCAAGCAGCUCAGGGAAAUGAACACAGAGGCAGAAAAACUGAAAUCCUAUUCUAUGCCGAUCAGCAUUGAAUUUCAGCGUAGAUAUGCAACUAUUGUUUUAGAUCUUGAACAGCUAAACAAGGAUCUAAACAAAGUUUUGCAUAAAGUUCAGCAAUAUUGUUAUGAGCUUGCGCCAGAUCAAGGCCUCCAGCCUGCAGACCAUCCAACAGAUUUGAGAAGGAGAUGCGAGGAGGAAGCUCAGGAGAUUGUGAGGCAGUCAAAUACAUCAACGACAGGACAGCCUUGUGUGGAAAAUGAAAACCUAACAGACCUAAUUGCUAGACUUACAGCAAUAUUGCUGCAGAUUAAGUGUCUAGCAGAAGGAGGUGAUCUAAAUUCCUUUGAGUUUAAGUCAUUAACAGAUUCAUUAAAUGACAUCAAGAACUCCAUAGAUUCCUCCAAUAUCAGUUGUUUUCAGAAUAACGUUGAGAUCCAUGUUGCACAUAUUCAGAGUGGACUCAGCCAGAUGGGAAAUUUACAUGCCUUUGCUGCAAACAACACCAACAGAGACUGACAAAGAGAAAUGUUCACCUUAGUCCAAGUGUACAGAAUGUAGCUGUGGAAAAGCCUCGUUAUAAGCUUCACCAAAUAUCCUAACUGCUGGAAAAUAAAGGAAAUUAAAAGGAUAUUUUGAGAUGUGUUGUACUGCUUCUGAAGAAACCAGCAAGAAAUUACCAGCAUUGCUAUAGACUUCAUCACUUGCUAUGCACAUACAGUAUCUUGUUUAACAGCUAAACUUUAGUUAUAAAAGUACGUACAUUGUUUUAAUUGAAUGUUAUAC